This is a messenger RNA of Cetraspora pellucida, 402 nucleotides long. The record is from the annotation of a GenBank genome assembly. NCBI's taxonomy places the organism in Eukaryota, Fungi, Glomeromycota, Glomeromycetes, Diversisporales, Gigasporaceae.
AUGUUUUGUAAAUGGUGUGAAGCUGCUAAAUAUACAAAUAUAUUUGUAGCAGUAGUACAAUUAAACAUAGUUACUAGUUUUACAAAACAGUUUGAAAUUGACAAACUUCAUAUUAUACGAAAUAUGAUUAAUAUGUAUUGGUUAAUUCAAUAUAAUAUAGCUACAUAUUCAAUUACUGAUCUUUGUAGUCUUAUCGAUCAACAACUUCAAAAUGCUCAAGAAUUUCAUAUAUCAUCAAAUAUUAAUGUUUUAAAAAAUCUUUUAGCAUUACAAGCUAUAAAAUUAACAAGAAGUGAUUAUGGUUCUUAUACUAAUAAUCAUACUAGAAGAGACUUUAUUAAAGUGAUUGAAAAAGUAAUUGAAGAAGAGAUUUGCCAUGAGAUUCAUAAAUCAUCAGUAUGA